Molecule: messenger RNA, 1300 nt
Organism: Mesitornis unicolor (brown roatelo)
Lineage: Eukaryota; Metazoa; Chordata; Aves; Mesitornithiformes; Mesitornithidae
Gene: TRAIP
Product: TRAF interacting protein
Exons: 14
Source: RefSeq, a predicted model, not a curated record
UCUCAUCCAGUGGUUUGACACAGCACCGAGCCGGACUUGCCCGCAGUGCCGAAUCCAGGUCAGCAAAAAGCACAUCAUCAGUAAGCUGUUUUUUGAUGUUGCCCUGGAGGAGCAGACAGCACCAGAUGCAGAGGCUUUGCAGAAUGAACUGGACCGGGUGAAGGCUCAGCUCUCCUUUAAAGAGAAAGAAAAGCGGGAAUGUCAGGCCCUCGUGGACAGGCUGAGGGACACUCUGGAUGUGCGCAAUGCCACAAUAGAGUCACUCCAGAAGGUGCUGGGAGAGACUGAGAUGCUGUGCUCCUCUCUCAAGAAGCAGAUGAAAUUCCUGGAGCAGCAGCAGGAGGAUAACAGAAGUUCAAAGGAGGAGGCCCGCCGCCUGCGGAACAAGCUGCGAACCAUGGAGCGGAUUGAGCUGUUGCUUCAGAGCCAGCGCCCUGAAGUGGAGGAGAUGAUCCGAGAGAUGGGAGUGGGGCAGGCAGCAGUGGAACAGCUCGCGAUCUACUGCGUCUCGCUGAAAAAGGAAUAUGAAAACUUGAAGGAGGCUCGGAAAAUCUCUAGUGAGAUGACGGAGAAGCUGAAGAAAGAGCUGUUUUCUGUCAACAAUAAGCUGCAGAAAACGGUUUCAGAGUUGGAGAAGACAAAGGAGGAGUUAAAAAGCACCCAGAAGGAUCUGAAGAAUGCGGACAAGGAGAUCUUGAGUUUGAAGAAGAAGAUAGACAUCCUGCAGGAUACUCUGAAAGUCCCGUCUGUAACCAGAGAGACGCUCAGUCGGCUGGUCUUCGAAAGCCCUACUCCUGUGGAACUGCGGCACCCGAAGCUCCACCACCCGGCCCACAGCGAUGAGAUCAAUCUGGAUGCCACUUACGAUGUGGACACCCCUGAACAUCAGCCCUGCAGUUCUCCCUUCAGCCCUGCAAAAAGGCAAAAGCUGGAUAAAAAGCCGCCUCCUGUGGUAAAUCUGGCAAAGAAAGUUCUGAAGGAAACAGUGGAGAACUGGGCAGAUGAUCUGGAGGAUGAUGCUCUCAAAGGACUCUUGCCAACAUUCAUAAGGAACUCUGUUCUCUCCAAGAAGCCAUCUUCGGGUAGCUUACUGGGUCCUCACAAGAACACGGGCACCGUGAGGAUGGGUUAUGAUGGCUUGGGAGGCAGAACAAAGUUCAUACAGCCUACAAACCUGGCAGAAAUCCGUCCGUCAGCGGUGAGGAGCAAGAAGAAAAACGUCUCCAGGCCUGCAUCUGCAGCUCCCUCUGCGUCUUCCUCCAGCAGCAGCCAGGCCAGACUGGACGGUUUCCUGCAGUGA